GUUCAUCCUCCUUUGCCAUCAACGCCUCCGGUCCCAGCCCCCAAACUCCUCAUCUCGCGGCCAUGAGGCUCCAUGUUACCCUCACAGUGGUUCUCGCUUGCCACCUGCUGUCAUGUUUGCCCGUGGCAGGCAAGCAGCUCCCCUUCGCAGCACAAACAUCGACGUCUCCCACCUCUCACUCCAUAAAGGUCGCCAUCAUUGGGGGUGGCGCCUCUGGUUCCUCAGCCGCCUACUGGCUCAGCAAAGCGCAAGAGAAGCUUGAUUUCCUUGGUCGCUCCUCAGAAGGUGUAGAUAUCCACGUUUACGAGCGCGACUCCGUUGGCGGCCGGGCUCGUGUCAUCUACCCAUACGAUGAUCCCCAGAGAUAUGAAUCCGUCGAGCUCGGCGCCUCGAUCUUCGCCGACGUGAAUAGGAACAUGGUACGCUUUGCAAAGGACUUCGAUCUACCUACGGAUGCCAAGCUGGAUGAGGAUGGCAGCAUUACGGCCAUUUGGGAUGGGCAGCAGUUUGUGAUUGAGGAUUUGAGCGAUGGGUGGUGGAGUUCUACAAAGCUCUUCUGGCGUUACGGGUACAGCCCCGUAACCACGCGAUCUGUUGUCAACGACCUCAAAAAGGCCUUUAUGCAGCUAUACAGCCCUCGCUGGAUGCACGAGCGUAAGGCUGCUAGUAAUGAGACGCAAAGCGGGUUCCCCUGGUCAACCAUUGGAGCCCUCUCCCGCUCCCUGAAGCUGGACGAAGCCGCUGCGUCAGAUGCUCACUCGUGGUUCUACGGCAAGGGCGUCUCGCAGUUGUUCGUUGAGGAGAUCAUUGAGGCGGCUACGAGGGUCAAUUACGGGCAGAACACCGACUCCAUUCAUGGGCUCGGCGGCGGGGUCAGCCUAGCAGCAAGCGGGGCCGCAGGUAUCAGAGGGGGCAAUUAUCGCCUUUUCCAGGAGCUGCUCGUGCGGAGCAAUGCCCGGCUACACCUGGCCGAGCACGGCGAAGUCACUGGGGUCGUUCGCUUUGCUAACUUUGCAGAGGCGGAUGCGCCUAAGUGGUGGGUAGGCACGGCUGCGGGAACUGGCGGGCUUUAUGAUGCUGUCCUUGUUGCGACACCGUGGCAUAAUGCCGGAAUUACGCUCAUGAACACUGAGGCAGUCAUUCCGGUGGACAAGUACGUGCAUCUGCACGUCACCCUCUUGGCGACGAACGCGAGCCACCCGAAGGCGAAGUACUUUGGACGAACAGAGGGAUCGGAUGUGCCUACCAGUAUUCUCACGACUUAUGAGGCUGUAAGGAGAGCGGGGCAGAAGCGGGAACGAGAUGGAGAUGGAGGCGACGGUGAGGAAGACGAACCAGUUUCGCCGUCACGAAGCUGGCGCUCUCUUCUCAGCCGCAACGUUCGACAAGCAGCCGCAAUGAAAAGCCCAACCCUCGACUUCAACUCUCUCAGCUAUCUCGCCAAGCUCCCGCCACGCCGUCCCUCUUCCAGCCAGGAGCAUCUCGUCAAGAUCUUCAGUCCCUCGCGCCUCUCCGACGAACAGCUCGACGAACUUUUCGGUCUCGAACGCAUAGGCUGGACAUAUAGACAGGAGUGGGACGCGUACCCUGAGCUGAGACCUAGGCGUAGUGACGGCGAGGAUGGAGGGGAUUUUGCGGCUGUCGAGCCGGACGAGGGGCUCUUCUAUUUGAACGCGAUGGAGCCGCUCGUGAGUACAAUGGAGACGAGCACGGUCAGCAGUAGGAAUGCUGUGGCUCUGCUGCUCAGCAAGUGGUAUGGUCAGGAGUUUGUUGUGGGCAGCAGGUGCUCAUGGCGUGAGGAGGCUGAUGAUGAUGACGACGCCAAAGAAGGGUGGGAUGGCUGGGGAUGCCAGGCCGCGUGA
Messenger RNA from Jaminaea rosea, 1862 nucleotides. RefSeq lists its product as hypothetical. The record is from RefSeq and is a predicted model, not a curated record. Gene Ontology annotation, molecular function: prenylcysteine oxidase activity. The transcript has 4 exons. The coding region runs from base 63 to 1862 and encodes 599 amino acids. Gene Ontology annotation, biological process: prenylcysteine catabolic process; prenylated protein catabolic process. NCBI's taxonomy places the organism in Eukaryota, Fungi, Basidiomycota, Exobasidiomycetes, Microstromatales.